This is a messenger RNA of Orbicella faveolata, 2573 nucleotides long. RefSeq names its product scavenger receptor cysteine-rich domain-containing group B protein-like. Gene Ontology annotation, cellular component: membrane. The record is from RefSeq and is a predicted model, not a curated record. NCBI's taxonomy places the organism in Eukaryota, Metazoa, Cnidaria, Anthozoa, Scleractinia, Merulinidae.
AUAGAAAUCUCGAGCUCAUGAUGGUUAAAUAGAGACACGGAAAACAAAUGUUUGCCAAAAGCUGUUUAAACUAUCUUUGCAUAAAGAUUACUUAAACGGAUUAAUGGUUGACAAGCGAUAUAGUCACGUCUGUCUCGAUUAGGGAUGAGACAAAUUCUGUUCCAUGAAGGAAUGAGCAUUUCCGAUUUCUGCUCUGUUCACAAUCCCAGACGACUGAUAUUCGCGUCACGUGAUCGUCUCGUUUGAUUUUAAUUUGUGUUAAUUGAGUGCCUGAAUGUGACUGGUUUAUUAAUGUGAUGCUUUUUACGACCGCGUACAUCUUAUAGAGCGCUAUUCAAAAUGUGGUUAAUGAUCUUUAUCACGUCUUUGGCCUCUUCUGCAACCGUUCUUUCUUCCUCACCGACGUUUCAAGAUGAUCCAAAGCUUCGCCUCUCUGUUCAUCCUGACUGGGAGGGGUCUGGACUCGUGGAAGUGUUCAUGCACGGCCAGUGGGGGAGGGUGUGUGACGACAAGUGGGAUUUUUACGAUGCUGAAGUAGUUUGUCAACAGCUCGGGUUUCCCGGUGCAGAACAGUCAACUUGCUGUGGUCGAUAUUUCGGCAAAGGUUCAGGGCCUCCUCUUAUGGCUUCUGUCAACUGUAAAGGAGAAGAAAGCUCACUUUUCAAUUGCAGUCACGUUGGGAAGGAUGGAGCAUCAUGCAACCAACACUCUACUGCUGGAGUCAUAUGCAAAUUGAAUAAACCCAAUGUUCGCCUGGUGGGAUCUCCUCUUGCGCAUGCGGGUAUUGUGCAAAUCCGCAAUUAUGGCCGCUGGGGGUCUUCCUGUGACCGGUACUGGGGACCAACGCAAGGUCACGUGGUGUGUCGAGAGUUGGGUUAUCGCAGAGCCCUUUUUACCAAUUUUAGAUCUGAUGGAUUGUUUGAGCGACAGUCUGCGCCGAUUUGGAUAAAGAAAGCAAAUUGUACAGGAAACGAGUCUUCCAUCUUUCAGUGCGAUUUAAAGUACAUGUGUAGCAGUGAUAAACGGUACGCUCAGUGUUUAUAUGUCUUCAAACACAAUGAUAGAGUGAUCUGUGAAUCCAACCACGAACCAGCACUGAACGAAACGGCUGCCGUCAGAUUAAAUGGCAGUAAACUUUCCCACAUGGGAAGGGUGGAGAUAAAACAGCACGGUUUCUGGCACAUUGUUUGCAGUAUUGGCUGGGACAAACACGACGCCGAUGUAGUUUGUCGUCAGCUGGGAUUCCCGGAAGCUGUGGUGGAGGUUGGACACGGUCAGUUUGGUUCUGGCUCUGGACUAAUGUGGCUGACCAGUGUCGGUUGCCAGGGAAACGAGACAUCGUUAGAUAAAUGUGUGAACGCAGGAUGGGAGCUCAAAAAAAGUUGCGGGAAGAGAUAUGGCGCCGGCGUGAUAUGCAAAAUGGACAACAUUACAGGCGACGGUGAGGUACGACUUCGUAGAUCUAACAAAGGAAACGCCGGCCGAGUAGAGAUUCAGCUAGGAGGGAUCUGGGGCACAGUAACCCUAGCCUCGAGGGACUGGGAUAUACGGGAUGGUCACGUGCUGUGUCGUCAGCUUGGAUACCGUAAGGCUGUGCGCGUGACUCGGUUGGACAAGGAUGCGGGUAUGCAGUUUAUGCUAAGCAACCCACACUGCAGAGGAGAUGAGAGGAAUAUUUUAGACUGCCCACGUAAGCUGGAGUAUGACAUUGGUGAACACACUGAUGACAUAGGGGUUGAGUGCACUAAUGAUACCAAUUACAAAAGUGGUUUGGAAGUUCGCUUGUUCGGAAUGAACACACCCAACGUAGGCCACUUGCAAGUCAAGUAUAACGGAACGUGGGGCGUGAUUUGCGCAGUGUACCAAGACUUAUCAUACCGGUCAGCGGAAGUGAUAUGUCGGCAGCUGCAACACGGACCUCCUUUGAAGGACAGCUUCCUAAGUAAAAAAUGUCCACACUCUACUCAAGGCGCAAAGAAAACCUGGUUAGCUCAGAUAAACUGUCAGGGGUUUGAAGCUUCUCUUGAUCAGUGUAAUCUCAAGGUCUUGGGUGGAGUUGACAACACAGACUGUGGAGCUUGCAAACUAUGCACUGUUUGUUUGAUUUGUCAGCCACUACACGCCAAUAUCACAGGUCAUACAGCAACCGUUGUAAACAUCCUCAGGGCCUCCCCCACGGUAACAUUUAAAAUUCCACGCGCCAGUUCAGAGACAGGGUCAUCAACUACAGGGACGCUUGACACUACGAAGCUGUUACCUACUCGGACGUUCACCACUCAAGGACCCUUGUUUACCUCAGCCACAAGCACAGGGGGCCCUCUAGAUAAGUGCCCCAACAUAAGGUGCCAGAAUGGUGGUUCUUGUGAGCGGGUGAAAACAACGUGGAAAUGUUACUGUUUGGAAGCGUUUGCUGGAGAAUAUUGUGAGGUUUACGUUGGUUGGUAAACAUUUAUGUCUGUUCAUUGUUGCAUGCGUAUCAAUCGACACUUAAAUACAGGUAUUCAUUCAUUCAGUACGUCCAUACGUCCUUCCGUCCACUCGUCAAUCCGUCCAUCCGUCCACUGGUCCGUCCG